This is a messenger RNA of Anguilla rostrata (American eel), 5646 nucleotides long. It is a transcript of the gene slc17a7a, whose product is annotated as solute carrier family 17 member 7a. Gene Ontology annotation, cellular component: excitatory synapse; synaptic vesicle membrane. Gene Ontology annotation, molecular function: neurotransmitter transmembrane transporter activity; L-glutamate transmembrane transporter activity. Gene Ontology annotation, biological process: neurotransmitter loading into synaptic vesicle; monoatomic anion transport; regulation of synapse structure or activity. The transcript has 13 exons. NCBI's taxonomy places the organism in Eukaryota, Metazoa, Chordata, Actinopteri, Anguilliformes, Anguillidae. The record is from RefSeq and is a predicted model, not a curated record. The coding region runs from base 105 to 1904 and encodes 599 amino acids.
UAGGAGUGGGAGGGAUAAAAAGCAGAGGAAAAGAGAGAGCGGCAGCGCGCUCACGCGGGAGUGCGCGCGGGACAGCACAUCGGCCGGAUCUGGGAGCCGCGAGGAUGGAGGUCCGACCAGAUAGGAUUAAAGCGGUCGCGGGCAAGACUCUCGGGAAAAUACACAGGCUCCUGGAGAAGCGCCAGGCCAAUGGCGAGACCAUCGAGCUGUCGGCGGAGGGCCGGCCCGAGCUGGUGGAGGAGCGGGAGCUCCCCAUGGUGGACUGCACCUGCUUCGGCCUGCCCCGGCGCUACAUCAUCGCCGUCCUCAGCGGCCUGGGCUUCUGCAUCUCCUUCGGCAUCCGCUGCAACCUGGGCGUAGCCAUCGUCAGCAUGGUCAACAACCACACCGUCUACCACGGCGACAAGGAGGUGCUGGUGGCCUCCCAGUUCACCUGGGAUCCGGAGACGGUGGGGAUGAUCCACGGGUCCUUCUUCUGGGGCUACAUCGUCACCCAAAUCCCCGGCGGGUUCAUCUGCCAGAAAUUUGCGGCCAACAGAGUGUUUGGCUUCGCCAUCGUGGCCACCUCCGUUCUCAAUAUGCUGAUCCCGUCAGCAGCCAGAGUCCACUACGGCUGCGUCAUCAUGAUCAGGAUAUGCCAGGGGCUUGUGGAGGGGGUGUCUUACCCAGCAUGCCAUGGGAUUUGGGCCAAAUGGGCCCCGCCUCUUGAGAGAAGCCGAUUGGCUACAACUGCCUUUUGUGGGUCCUAUGCGGGGGCUGUGGUAGCUAUGCCAUUAGCUGGGGUGCUUGUCCAGUACACAGGGUGGUCUUCUGUGUUCUAUGUCUACGGCAGUUUUGGGAUAUUCUGGUACCUAUUCUGGGUCCUGGUGUCCUACGAGAGCCCGGCUGCCCAUCCCACCAUCACCCCGGAGGAGAGGAAGUACAUCGAGGAAGCCAUCGGCGAGUCGGCGGGCCUGGUGAACCCCCUGCAGAAGUUCAAGACCCCCUGGAGACACUUCUUCACCUCCAUGCCGGUGUACGCCAUCAUCGUGGCCAACUUCUGCCGAAGCUGGACCUUCUACCUGCUGCUCAUCAGCCAGCCAGCCUACUUCGAGGAGGUCUUUGGGUUCGAGAUCAGCAAGGUGGGUUUGGUGUCCGCCCUGCCCCACCUGGUGAUGACCAUCGUCGUGCCCGUUGGCGGGCAGCUAGCUGACUUCCUGCGGACUCGCGGCCUCAUGACCACCACCAACGUCCGGAAGCUCAUGAACUGCGGAGGGUUUGGAAUGGAGGCCACCCUGCUGCUCGUGGUGGGCUUCUCCCACACGAAGGGCGUGGCCAUAUCCUUCCUGGUCCUGGCUGUCGGCUUCAGCGGCUUUGCCAUCUCAGGGUUCAAUGUGAAUCACCUGGACAUCGCUCCCCGCUACGCUAGCAUCCUCAUGGGGAUCUCCAACGGAGUGGGCACUCUGUCAGGCAUGGUGUGUCCUCUCAUAGUUGGAGCCAUGACCAAACACAAGACACGAGAGGAGUGGCAGUAUGUCUUUCUCAUCGCUGCCCUCGUUCAUUACGGAGGAGUGGUCUUCUACGGAAUCUUCGCCUCUGGUGAAAAGCAGCCGUGGGCGGACAUCGAGGACACCAGCGAGGAGAAGUGCGGGAUCCUGGACGAGGACGAGCUGGCCGACGCCACCGAGGAGAUGUACCGCAGCGGAGGGGGGGGGCAGUACGGGGCUCUGAGCCAGCCCAACGUGGGCACCAACCGCGGGGGAGGAGGAGGAGGAGAAAGAGGAGGAGGUGGAGGAGGAGGAGGAGGAGGAGGAGGAGGAGGAGCAGGGUGGGUCACAGACUGGGACAAAGCGGAGGAGUAUGUGCAGCCCCCGGGGUACAACAGCUACCUGUACGGCGGGGAGGCGCAGAGAGAGCUGAUGUAGAGCGAAGGAGCGGGGAGGAGAGAGGAGGUGAAAGAAGGAGAGAGGGAGAAAGGAAGGGAGAAAGGGGGAUGGUUGGAUAGUUAAAGAGGAUGAGACUGAGCUGGGCUAUGAAAGCUGGAUGGAAAGAUGUGAAGUGAGAGAAAACGUAUAGCGGGAGAGAAAACGAUGGGGAAAAAAACAGCCAUAGAUAGCCUGAGUGUGUUUGUGUGUGUGUGUGUGUGUGUGUGUGUGUGUGCAUGUGCGAAGGUGUGUAUUCAUUUAUACACGUGUAUGUGGGGUUUGUGUGUAUGUGUGUAUACUGAGAAUCUGUGCGAGUGUGCAGGUUCUGCUCUCCCUGUGAUUUACAGUAUUUGUGUUUUGGUCCCUUCCACUGAUAGAGUGAGCUUCUUGUGCUUGUGCUUGGGAUUGCAGUGUAUGUUUACACAAUGUUUCUGUGAAUUUUGAGCGAAGGAAUUGCCUUCUUAAAUAUCGGUAAAAAAAAAGAAGUAUACGCCCACUGUGUUGUAGCCACGCUCUUUCUGGCCUGAAGCUCAUCUUUCAGGCACAGAUGCCAAUAAUUACUAAUGUGUACGCACACACACACACUCGUUGGGUAAAUCCAUUAUUGGUGCUGUAAUUUAUAAUUGUCCUGCAGGGUGGGGUCUCUCUCAAACCUUUAUUCCACUGAUACAUUUCACUGAGGUCAGAAUUAAAUCUUUACAGGAGCAUUCAGUCCCUACUCUGGUAAACAUAUCCCCUGAUGUGACCUUGGUGGAGUAUGAUUUUUAUUUCUUCAUUUAUGUUUUUUUUUAAAGCCCUUUAAUGGAGUUCAUGCUGACAUACAACAAAAAAUGUUUUUGGCAUUCAUAACCACGCUGUAAUAUUCAUAAACCCUUUAAUAGUGCACACAAUAGCCCGGGAACAUGUCCGGACAUGAUCCACGAGCGUUGUAUAACAGGCCAUCACUGAUGUUGAGCGUCACAUGUUCCGUGACCUUUGACAGUGAUCAUCAUAGAGCUGUUAGGCGUUAUUCGUGCGAGGGAAAGCAAACGGCGGCCAUAAAAACCGUCGAGUGGCGCUUUAAAUGAUAAUUAAUUUAACGCCAGCGCGUUUCAUGGAGUGUCUGUUAAACCUUUUGUGCGCGUCACCUCGAGUGGAAGGCGUUCGCAUGCAGAUCUGCGACGAGACAAGGUCCCGUCCUGUUCUGAAGGCAAGCGCGAAAACACCUCAAACGUGCCAAUAGGUUUUAAAGCUGAACGGGAGAACGUGACGAGCAAUAAAGACAAAGAUGAGCCGGACGAUCCAGCAGCAGCAGUUUUUUGGGUUGGGAAGCAGCAAUAAGGACCAGGAUGACGGGUGUGGUUUGCAAUUGUGCGUGCGCGUUCGGCGUGUGAGCAUGUGCUGAAAACGUAUUUAUCGUUCGAUCCACUGGGUUGGUGUUCUACGUGUUAACUAUGACCAAAUCAGUUUGAGAUAAAUGUAAAAAUUUAUAGAGAAAUUUUCAGAGACUUUCAAUCGCUGACUUGAACUUGCUUCUGACUGUGAGGCUGUGGGAUCCUGUGGACCUAUAGGUUUUUCUUCCUUUAUAGGACUAUAUUAUACAUUAUACAGUGUACAUGUGUGUGUUUGUACGUGUGUGUGUGUGUGUGUGUGUGUUCAAUAGUGCAGUGUCCAUGCUGCUGGAGAUUCGGCAGCAUGACAUUCCCACCACACGCUGUUCGUUUGCCUGAACCCUAAAUUUCCGCGGCCAAAACCCACUCUUCCCGUCCCCCGCUUUGGCCUGAGGUCCUGGGCCGCUCCUGUCUGAAGGUGUCGGUUUCCCCCCCAUUCCAAACGCGCACUGAAACCUACAGGCAUACAUCAGAUAGACAUCAGUUUACUGCAUGGGCUCUCGUACAAAAUGGCGUUUGCAGAUCGGCCAUGAACGAUAACCCACGUGACGCUUCCAGAAUGCAUUGCACUUAGUCUGUAUAAUUCCUCAAUAGUGAAAUGUCAUCGCUGCCUGUGCCAUUGAUGUUCGCUGUCUCCCAGGUGCUCGGUAGUGAGUCUAGUGCACUAACGGUGAGGAUGGAUAUUUGACAUUUUUUGCCGUAUAUUGGAUUGUGUCAUAUCCGAGCAAUUUCUACAUUUUACACUGUAUUGUAAGUACACUGCUGGAAAAAAAAAAACUUCCAGCUCUGUUCCAUCAUUAUUUGGCAUCCGUUGAAUGUCAGCAGGAUCAAUUGAUCGAUAAAAUUGUCACAGAACCUUUGUAUGGAUUGAUACAAAUGUUUGCAGCACCUUCAUGUAAAUGUCUUUUUAGUGACAUAAGCGUAUAUUGUGAAUUAAAAAAUGGGGCCAAAUGAAGAAUUUGUGAAAGUGAGACAGGAGUCAUGUCAGAUCAGUGCGUUCCUCCACCAAUGGGAAAGGGAGGCGAGAAACACAGGCAAGCACAGGCCAACACAGUCUAUGUGCCCUGUGCUGUGGUAGUUAUCCUCUGUAAACAAUCACUUAAACUUUGCAUGAUACUGGAGAAUCCUCACAUGGUUUUAUUAUACUAGUAUUAGAGCGUGUUGUCCUGGGAAGAGACUCGUUAUUGAUGGAGAGAUAAUUUUUUCGCCGUAGUGUUGUUACCGUGGUAGGUUGUCAUGGAGACUGGAACAAUGCCGCACAAAUAAUGCAACUGUGAAGCACAGCUUUGCAAGCGUUGCGUACAAUAUUUCCACUGCCAAAGCAAAGCUGUAUAUAUCGUUUCACGUCUGCAGUGAGGCAAGUAAUAAAACGCAAUUUGCUCAAUUUAGUCACUGACAAUUCUAAGAACCGUACCACUGGUCUGUUUGCACUUUUUUAAGAGAUCUCCUGGGCAGGAUCAGCGUCUGUCAAUCUUGACACGAAGUGGCAUCAGCAGUUUUCAGUGGGAUGCAGGCACAGAUUCUUUAGACACACCUGCUUCAUAGCUACAGGACGUUCUGUUGGUAACAGGAGUUUCUGGGGCUAUAGUUUAGUACAGAACGUCCAUUGGCCGCAGAAUUACACUUGGCCACGCCCCUUGAUGAAUUUCGAAAGCUGCAUCAAAUGUGAAUGUCUCAGCUUUGGGAAGUUCUACUGAGACAAAACCUUGGGUGUUUCAGGGUUAAGAACGCAAAGCUGAGCAUCUGAUAUGGUCUAGAGAAUCUGUGGCGAAGAUGUUGAUUGGUCACUGUGUCGUAGGGGCGGAGCCAAAUGCCUUUCACCAGGCCCUAAGUCCACCGCAGUCAUUUCUCCCCCAAUGAGCUCUCUCUCACCCCCCCCCCCAGCCUGUUCCAACUGUGUUUCUUUAGGUGUUUUAGAGUGUAAAGGAUGUGUAUACUUACUUUUUACAAUUGCCAUUAUUAUGCUUAUUGUCUGUUAAUUUGCAGUAGAUAUCCGCAUACAAAAACAAACACAGAGCUUAGAAUGUGAUUUAAACUGGAGUAUGAAAACAGGCAAACCAUUAAGACACAUAUUUUCCUGAACUAUCAAGGACAGGAUUGAAUAAUUAUAUUACUUCUUUAAAUUCCUGUUGUCACUGUUGCUGUUGUCUUUUUUGUUUUGUUUUUGUUUUUUCAUUUUUUUUUGGUCUGUUUAUUUUCUUGGUUUUAUUUGUCUUUUUUGUUAUUUUUAUUUUUUCCAAAGCUAUGAAUUUGUGGAAAAUACACAAUGUAAAAAGAUAUAUAAAUAUUCAUGCAAAAGGAUGAAUAAAGUUUAUGUAUACAAUGGAUACAUGUUAAAAGAUCCCUGUGUAAAAUAAAGAAGAAGAAAUGUG